Messenger RNA from Peromyscus eremicus (cactus mouse), 784 nucleotides. NCBI's taxonomy places the organism in Eukaryota, Metazoa, Chordata, Mammalia, Rodentia, Cricetidae. The record is from the annotation of a RefSeq genome assembly.
AUGACCCACCAAACCCAUGCCUACCACAUAGUGAAUCCAAGCCCAUGACCACUUACAGGAGCAUUCUCUGCCCUCCUCCUUACAUCAGGCCUAGUAAUGUGGUUCCAUUACAACUCAUACACCUUAAUAACUCUUGGCUUAUUAGCAAACACUCUUACCAUGUACCAAUGAUGACGAGACGUAGUACGAGAAGGAACAUAUCAAGGCCAUCAUACACCAAUCGUACAAAAAGGACUACGCUACGGAAUAAUCCUAUUCAUUGUAUCAGAAGUAUUCUUCUUUGCAGGAUUCUUCUGAGCCUUCUACCACUCCAGCCUUGCACCAACCCAUGACCUAGGAGGUUGCUGACCCCCUACAGGAAUUACCCCCCUUAAUCCACUUGAAGUCCCCCUACUAAACACAUCAGUAUUACUAGCAUCCGGAGUUUCCAUUACAUGAGCCCACCACAGCCUAAUAGAAGGGAAACGAAACAACAUAAACCAAGCCUUACUUAUUACAAUCAUGCUUGGAGUCUACUUCACAAUUCUUCAAGCCAUAGAAUAUUUUGAAACUCCAUUUUCCAUUUCAGACGGAAUCUAUGGAUCCACAUUCUUCAUAGCAACUGGAUUCCACGGACUCCACGUAAUUAUUGGAUCUACAUUCCUAAUAGUAUGCCUACUACGACAACUUAAAUAUCACUUCACAUCCAAACAUCACUUUGGCUUCGAAGCAGCAGCAUGAUAUUGACACUUCGUGGAUGUAGUAUGACUUUUCCUGUAUGUAUCUAUCUAUUGAUGAGGAUCUU